CUUUCGAACAGACUUCAAAAAAGUAUAAAAAAAACUUUGUACUAAAUUCAAAAUUAAACAAAAUUCAUUAAUUAUGGUCAAGGUUGUGGAGGACAUUUUCGGGAUUGCGACCAAUCCGUUUACGAAGAAGGCGCAGGUAAUUCGUCGCUAUACAAUGACCAACACCAAUCGUCUAUCGGUGUCCAUAAUCCAAUUGGGAGCCACGAUCCAGAGUAUUCAAGCCCCAGAUGCCUAUCACCAGUUGUCGGAUGUGGUCCUCGGAUUCGACGAUAUUGCUGGUUACAAUAAGUUUAGGAAUUACAAAUUUGGAUGCACACUUGGAAGGGUCACGGAUGUGGUGGGAAAUGGUGAGUUCAUAAUGGAUGAACGAAGGAUCAUUGUGUCGAAGAAUCUGGGACAGAAGCACCAGAUUAAUGGCGGCUUUGUGGGCUUCGACCAGGUCAUCUGGGAUCUGCAUAUGAAACGACCGGAUGGUAUCACCUUGCGACACGUUUCACAGGAUGGACACGAGGGAUUUCCCGGCACCCUGAAAGUUUAUAUUCACUUCACCAUCGACGAUGACAACCGGUUCUUUAUACGCAUCGAGGGCACCACCGACCAGACUACGCCGGUGAACAUAUCCAAUCACAUUUACUUCAAUCUCGCUGGCCAGAGCACCGGAAUCAAGGGUAUUUUCGAUCAUUCCAUCACCAUAGAGGCAUUGGAAACGAUGGACACUUCUGGUGGCGAUGGAUUUCCCACGGGUCAGUUUAGUGACGUUAAUGAUUCCGUAUAUGAUAUCCGUUUACCAGUCUCCAUGGGCGAUCGAGUGCGUCAGUUUGAGAAGAGAUCGGUCAAGGGCUACAAUGUUUGUUAUGCCCUCGAUAAGGAGUUCGAUUCUAAUAUCACUCGCUAUGUGGGCAGAUUCCUGCAUCCAGAAUCGGGUCGAUUCAUGGAGAUCUUUAGCAACCAGCCGAGUGUGAAAUUUGCCACCGCCAACGAUUUUCCCCAGGAACCGCUUGGUGAGGAGCCCAUUUUGGGCAAAAAGUGUACUCGCUACUGGCAGCAUUGUGGUUUUAGCCUGCAACUACUUAACUAUCCGGAUGCCGUUAAUCAGCCAGAUUUCCCAAGAAUCUUCAUCAAUCCGGGAGAGCACUAUUUUCACGAAACUAUCUAUCAUUUUGGUGUUCAGGAAUCGUGGAAAUGUUGCGCCGAUCCCGAAGAACUGGAGGCCCUGGGGGAAGAGCCAGUAAAAAAGCCUUUAAUUAAAUAGUUGCUGCCUAGGAAACCUUUUUGAGAAGCGCAGAGAAGGGCCAUUGGCUAAAUUCCAGGCAUAAUCAAGAAUUUGUCAUUGGCGUUCGAUUGUGAUCGAUUUGGGUAUAUUCGAAAAUAAUGUUAAGAGUAAUAAUUUUAAGUAAUAUGUAAUUCCAAGUAAAAAAACUUAUAAUCGGAAA
Drosophila rhopaloa is the source of this 1433-nucleotide messenger RNA. Its product is annotated as galactose mutarotase. Gene Ontology annotation, biological process: glucose metabolic process; beta-D-galactose catabolic process via UDP-galactose, Leloir pathway. The record is from RefSeq and is a predicted model, not a curated record. The transcript has a single exon. NCBI's taxonomy places the organism in Eukaryota, Metazoa, Arthropoda, Insecta, Diptera, Drosophilidae. Gene Ontology annotation, molecular function: carbohydrate binding; aldose 1-epimerase activity. Bases 74 to 1252 code for a protein of 392 amino acids.